ACUUUAGCGUGAAAGUUGUUCACAGUUUGUUCAGGUCCUACACUUUGUCAAUUUGGGAUUAACGCCUCAGCUAAACUGAUGGAAAAACAGUUUUUAUGUGACUUUUAAACUAAUUCCUGUUUUAUGUGAUUUUUAAAUCUAUUUCCACUUUUAUGUGAGUUUUAUAAAAUUUCUUCGGUUUUGUGAAGAAAUUGUGAAGACAAGACUGUGUAUUGAUAGAAUAUGUGGUACUUUGUUAAGGAUGUAUUUAUUGGACAUGUAUAUAAUGGUUCUACUAGCUAUAAAUGUCUGAUUAACAUUGGACAGAGGCCGAGUGUGAUAUAAGGUCAACAUAAAAACAUCAAUACACCAUUCUACCUACAUCACUUGUACACUGUGUGUAUAGGUAGUCGACAACGUUUUUUAUAUCAAUACUGGACAUGUUUAUACUUUACUAACUGAUUAUUGUUGAGUGAUUAUCAAAAUGGUAGAAAAUUUCAAGUUUGUGAUUAGAUAAAAAAAUGUUGUAUUUUUGACCAACUGGCAGUGUAGAUAAAUCACAGUAAAUCAUGACCACUAAGUGAAACAAGCACCUGUUUUUUCCUGAGCUUUAUUUCACUUUCUGUCAUAUGGAAUUUUUAAUUUGUUCUUACAGUCAGACUUAGAGGAUAUAAUUUAUAUUUCUUGUGAUUUUUUUGCAAUUCUUGUACAGAACAUUUUGGAUAUUGAAUUGCUUCAUUAUGUAAAUUGGUUCUUUGUGUGCUAAGGGGGUUAUGCAAUGGCAAAAAACGACAAGGAGUCGGGUAGAAGACAUCAUAGGAAAAACAAGAUGAGGAAUAAUAAGAAAAAGAAAAACGAUGCAUGGGAAACUGAUAUUCAUCGUCUUAAUUUGGGGGAUUUUUUUGGAACGAAUGACGGGGAUGGAAUUGGAGGACAACCCACCUUGAAUGUAGACUUCGAAAUGAAGAAUACCACCAAGUAUAAAGGGGAAAUUGUACGUCUCCGUUGUGAGAUUUCUGGAAACCCACUUCCCAAGUACAGUUGGUUCAAAGACAGCAUCGAAAUUGGAGUUAAAGAGGACAGAUUCAAUGUGAAAUUGACGCCAUGGGGUUCAAGAUUGAAGAUAGAGAAAUCCGUACCCCAUGACAGUGGUUAUUAUAUGUGUAUAGCUGCUAACAGGGCUGGAAACAAAAAUGCAACAGCUUACCUACAGAUCAAAAAUGAACAUCCUCCCAAAAAGGAUAACAAGGGUGGAGGAUCUAAGACAGAUGUGGAUUCAUCAUUCCCAGAUCUAGGGGAUGAUACAGAUAGAUUUUCUGGGAAGUAUGAUCCAGAAAUAUAUAAAAAAUUGAAAGAGGAAAGCAGUGGUAGUACUAAAGAUGACAGCAAUGGUUUCUGUCAACCAUUUCGAGGAAACAUGUGUGCCAGGUUUAUAGGCAAUCAGACAAUUUAUGUCAAUUCUGAGUAUGCUCAAGGUGUAAAGGAAGAAAAAUUUAUUGCUGCUUUUACUGUGAUUGCUGCCUCCAGUGAUAUGUCAGCUGAAUGUCAGAAGUAUGCCAUAGAAUUUCUAUGUUUCUACACCUUCCCUUUAUGUGAUCGUCAACAUAUCAACCCCACCCCUCGUAAAGUCUGCAGAGACGAGUGUGAAAUGCUAGAGGGCACUAUCUGUAAAAAGGAAUAUGUCAUUGGUCGACACCAUCCAAUGAUAGGGGAAGGUUUCCUUCCAAAGUGCUAUGACUUACCACCAAGAGGUACCCCAGAGGGGGAUAAAUGUAAAGGUAUUAAUGUACCUAUUGAUCCUACACAACGACCUGAAGUUCACACAUGUUAUGGUGGAAAUGGCAUAAAAUACAAAGGAUCUAUCAAUCACAGUCGGUCUGGAAGGCCGUGUAUGAACUGGAAAAAUAAUCCACAUUUUAAAGGCAGUGAAUAUCCUGAUCUAGGAAACCAUCACUUGUGUAGAAACCCGAAUGGUACAUAUACAGGACCAUGGUGCUAUACCGAUCCAUCAUAUCAUCAUACAGAAUUAUGUGAUAUCCCUAAGUGUGUUGGUGCUGGUCCCGGUCAAGGAGCUAUUGGAGCAGAACCAGUGAACAAAUUAAUGUAUUUAGUACCAGGAAUCAUUGUACCACUAGCUUUAAUAAUCUUACUUGCCAUCGCAUGUUUGUGUCAGAGACAUAAAAAACAAAAAGAUGCUGGUGUCAAAUCUAAAGUUGAUCAGCCGGCCACUAACAUGGAAACUGUGCCACUCAAGUCAGCCAUGAAUGUAAGAGACUUUCCGAUAUCUUCUAUCAGGUUCCUACAGGAAUUAGGUGAAGGACAGUUUGGGAAAGUGUUUAAAGGAGAAGUGCUUGGACUAUAUGGUGAUAAUAUGAUUUCUAAAGUAGCCAUUAAAACUUUGAAGGAGAAUUCUUUACCGAAAGUUAAGAAUGAUUUCCGACGUGAAGUUGACCUGAUGUCUGAACUUAGACAUGGGAACAUUGUGUGUUUACUUGGUGUUUGUAUGAAACAAGAACCUAUGUGUAUGUUAUUUGAAUACAUGCAACUCGGUGACUUGCAUGAAUAUCUUGUUACUCAUUCACCUAAUUCAGAUGUUGGGUUAUCCAAUGAAUCGGAAGGUUUAAAACAUGCGUUAGAAUACGGUGACUUAUUACACAUUGCUACACAAAUAGUUGCUGGCAUGGAAUACUUGUCAAGCCAUCAUUAUGUACACAGAGACUUAGCCGCCAGAAAUAUACUUGUUGGUGACAAUAUGUGUGUUAAAAUCUCAGAUUUUGGUCUAUCUAGAGAUAUAUAUUCACAAGACUAUUACAGAGUUCAAAGUAAAUCCAUACUUCCUGUACGAUGGAUGCCACCGGAGGCCAUUUUGUAUGGGAAAUUCACCACAGAAACAGAUAUCUGGUCAUUUGGUGUUGUCAUGUGGGAAAUUUUCAGCUUCGGUUUACAGCCAUACUAUGGUUAUUCAAAUCCCGAAGUUAUUGAAGUUGUAAGAGCUCGGCAAAUCUUGCCUUCACCAGAGGAGUGUCCAACAAGAGUAUAUGGUCUUAUGGUUGAAUGUUGGCAUGAGGUACCCAACAGGAGACCAACUUUUAGAGAAAUACAUGCACGUCUUCGAGCAUGGAAGACAGAAGUAUUAAUGUUAAAUCCACACUGGAGCCUAAGUCAGAGUCAUUCAGCACAUUCAGGCAGUACACAUCAGAGUUCUCAAAGUGGACCCAGCCAUCAUAGUAGCACUGGUCCAAGUAAUACAACAGCAAUGACUGGGCUGACGGGAAGUAGUGGUGGAUCAGACCCAUCAUCAACAAUGUCACAUCCAGGAAUGAUAGGCCAUCCGGGAAUGAUAGGCCAUCCAGGAAUGGGUCAACCCCCUCCAAAUUACCAGGAUUCAACACGUGUUCAUUAUUAUCCUAACUUAGGUCCGCAACAAAUGCAACAGUACCCUGGUCAAGGUCCUAUAUUAAUGCAAAGAGGACCUCCACCCAAUCAGAUGCCUAACCAUAAUGGACCUUCAAAAUUGUCGCCAGCUGGCUCAAUAGCUAGUAGUAAACAAUCAUCUAGUAGUGGUGCUUCAUCAAAUUAUAAACCUAAUGUCUCAAACUGUAAUACGUUAACUGGACCAGCAACAAUAGACGUGUCUGAGUGUCAAAAGUUUUCAAAUUUAAUGUCACAGAAUAGUUACAUUCCAGAACAAAGGACGGUAGAUUAUAACGAGUGUUAGUGAUUAGUUAUCUCCCCUUGUCAAUCAAAAAUAAUGUUAACUAUUACAGACCGGUGUAUUAGAGCUCAUUAAACAAACCAGGUCUCAGAUGUGCUUUGCAUGUACAUGUAAGGAACUUCUCAUCUCAAACUUCAUUUGUCACAUGACAUAAAACAAAGUUUAUUAAUUCAAGUUGGAAUAUUGAGAUGACAAAUUUGUUAGAAACUAUGGAUUAAAGAAGAAAAUUUUAAGACUAUGAUGGUUUGAAAUUAAGGCAUAAAGGGAAGUAACUGUUGAUUGAGAUGUUAUUUGUUUGUCUGUGCUUGGCAGCCUCUAAAUUGUCACAUUAAAGUGCUUAUUUGUGUUGAUUGUUAUAUAAAUUUGUUUUUAAUUUCACAAAAUCACUACCAGUAGUUUUUUUGGCUUUGUUUGGAAUUUUGUUUUUAUUACUGUAUAAAAAUGUUAUAAAUUAAAGGUAUUCAACUUUUACUAUAAUUUGAAUUCCCCUUUUUUGGCAUUUCUGGUAGGAAAAAUUGUUGAAAAAUUGAAUACAUGAAAUUUUAGAAAAAAUAUUUUUAAUUUAAAAAUUCAGUUAGAUUUGAAGGUGCUAAACCAUCUUAAAGAUGGGAUAUAUUCAUUAUUUUUUUUUGCAAUAUAUUACAUCAUAAUUCCAUUGUUGGUGUUUUUUUAAAUAUUAUAUAUAUAUAAGUAGAUGACAGUAUUGUUUUGCAUUGCAUAAUAUAUCAGUGAAAGUUUACAGUAGAUACAGCAUUUUACCAUCAUUUACUGUAAAAAGGGAUAUUUUUCGUGAAGAGUUUAUUUUUCGCCAAAAUCACCAUUGAGGUUGUAUUUCAAAAAUAUCAACACUAUAUAAAUAAAUCUUUAAAGGAAGAUAAGAAUUACUCAAAAACAAAGCCUCACAAUCAGGUUCUGGCCUGAAAUUCUCCACGAAAAAUUAACCAAUUUACAGUAGAUUUUUUCAAAGUAUGUUAUCAACUCAUUUUAACAAUUACAUAUAAAUAUAUCAUCAUUUUAGUUUCAUGAUUAAAUUUCAAAUUAAGUUUCAUAAAAAGAUUCAAAAUGUGAAUUAUGAUUCAUAGAUUUAGUAGAGUAACUAAAGACACUAGCUUUUUUUUUUCUUUUCAGACAGGUGUUUUUUUAGGAGUAUAUUUCAGUUCACCAUAUUUUACACAUUGCCUUUCAGUAUUCUCGAUUAUUUUAUUGAGUUAUUCCCCUUUGUUUGUUUUUUUGUUUGUUUUUCUAAUUUUUGUUUUGAGGUUAAUCAAAAUAAGUCUAAAUGGCAGAGAAAACAUAAAAUACAUUUAGUUUUAUUUCAAUGCUGUGUCUACUCAGAAUAUAGUUGUCAUGGUAACAUUUUUGUAUAUAGUUCACAGCCAUAUUUUCUUAGUUUUCUGUAUAUUUUUAUAUAAAAAUCAAAUACCAAAGUAACCUGAUCUAGUCACCAUUUAUUUAUGAUGAAAUCCUAAGAUUUGAGUGAUAUUCUGUGUAUGUAUAUAUUUUCCUUUUGUUUAAGUCAAGUAAAUUGACAAUUUAAAAUAGACCAGUUCAUUUAAUUUCUCUUCAACACAUACAGCAUGGAUUGAUAUAUAUAUUUUUAUAGGUCACAUGUUAGACAUGUGGUGCAUGUUAUACAAAACCCUACCAAAAACAUAAAACCUAAAACUAAUUGCAAACAUGUGAUUGAAAGAAAUUUACAACAAUUUUAAUUUUUAGAAAUGGCUUUUUCUUAUAGAUGUAAAAUCAAAAAUGAAUCGACCUUUAAAUAUUUCUUGUUUCUAUAUACAAAUCACAUUUGGCAAUUUUUUUAUUAUUGUUUUAUCCAAAAUAGCAGGAGUUAAGAAAAUGACAUUGUAUGUGGAAAAAUGGAAGAAGAAAAGAAUACAGAGAUGGACCUUUGUAUAUUGAUUUGGCCACAUAAAUUAAUUUAAAAUCUUCUGUUAAUGUAACUUUUCCCAAUUUCAAGUAUUACAGUAAAAUCUGGUUAUAAGUUAUACCAUGAGAUUAUUAAGGAUGGAUUAGUUUACUAUAUAAUAGUGAGGAUAUGUUGACAUAUCCCCAAAAAUAUUGUUGUACAAAUUGGUUGUGAAGAUUUUGCCUUACACAUUAAUAGUUAUGGAAAUGUUACAGUUUUACAUGGUUUAUGUUAGGAGUUAUCUACCUUUCUCACGUAAAGAUACAAAUCAUCCUGACAAGAUAAGUUGUGGGAUUGAAUAUCAGAAAUACAUGCACAGUAAUAGUAUCUGAAAAUGGAAAAUGCUGUAGAAUUAAACACACAAUUACUGUUUACAAAAAGUUUUGACGAGGUAACAUGAGCCUUAGCUUGAAAUUGAAAUCUUUUUGUACUGAAGCAACUGUAUUGUUAAAAAGUUGAAAAUUAUCAACCAUUAGCUAUAACUGGUACAUUUUAAUAAUUUUUAGAAAAAAACUUUUGAAAACCAUGAAUAAUUGAAAUAAUCUGUAUUCAAACCAUUGGUAUUAAGCAGCUAUGUCUUUUUCAGCAAGCUGUUACUUAAUAUUAGAACAGAAUUUCACCAUUUUUUCAACUGUAAAAGAUUGUAAAUCAGUUUCUUUAAAUCAAUUUUGUAUAAAGAUUUACAGUAUACAUGAGAAAUAUGUUGUUGAGAUUUUCAUGUUAAGACAUUGUCUAAACAAAAGUUAAAGUUUGUUAAUUGGUUGAAAGGUACUAAUUAAGAGACCAACUAAUUUAGAAUUUUAUUAAACAAGUUUGUUAAGAAGUUGAUGUAUAAAAUCAGUGCCUCUGAUGUGAGGUUUAUAGUUUUGCUUCAUUGUAAUCCUAAGGCUUACAUGACUUUAGUGUAGGUUCUAUAUUGUAUGCACUGUUCAUGUCUUGUAAGCUGUGGCCUUUGUUGUCACAAAAAUAAAUUUCAUAAAACAUUA
Messenger RNA from Mytilus trossulus (common blue mussel), 6595 nucleotides. Its product is annotated as tyrosine-protein kinase transmembrane receptor Ror-like. NCBI's taxonomy places the organism in Eukaryota, Metazoa, Mollusca, Bivalvia, Mytilida, Mytilidae. The transcript is spliced from 12 exons. Gene Ontology annotation, cellular component: signaling receptor complex; plasma membrane. The coding region runs from base 758 to 3697 and encodes 979 amino acids. Gene Ontology annotation, biological process: cell surface receptor protein tyrosine kinase signaling pathway; protein phosphorylation; positive regulation of neuron projection development. The record is from RefSeq and is a predicted model, not a curated record. Gene Ontology annotation, molecular function: ATP binding; transmembrane receptor protein tyrosine kinase activity; Wnt-protein binding.